UUCGAGUACAUCGUUAUCAAUAAUGUUGCUGCUACUGCUGAUGCUCCACUGAGAGCGAGACUCACCACAAACUCGAAGAACAAGCGUACGUAACUCGACGGCAUCUUCGAAUCACGAACGCAGUAAUCGCCAAGGAUUCGAUCGCGAAACAGCUCUUCCAUUCGAACGAUCAAACCAAGCAAUUUAAGGUGCCGUGGUUCGGGUUCGAUGUUGCGAAGUACGCCGUGGCUACAUUGUUCCUGCUUUCACGGUGCAUAAGCUCCGGCCGGGCCCCACAAGAAAGUUGCGCGAGGCGCCAUAAAUUUUGUUCGCGGGGCACAAAUAUUGACCAAGACUCUGAUGGACGUACGGGCGGCAAUAUUUGCACGCUAGCACCGAGUUGAAUUGCUGUUGCACUGGAAUUAUGGCGUUGGAAAGCAUGCCGUACGCUCGAAUUGGGAUUUUGUGGAAGAAUUAUUUGAAUGCCAGCAACGAAGACGAUCGCGGUCCGGACGACGAUGACAACAACGAUGAUAUCGGAUCCUCGACGAUUGUCGGCGGAAGCAAGACUGCAUGGCUGGAGGUGUUCCUGUACGAGUUUGGGAAGCUGAGUGAAGAACGGCGCACAUACUUUCAGCAAUCAAACAGCAUCUCGGAAACCAUAUCGUCGGUCUUAUCGCGCCAGUUGCUUCUAUUUAUCUACGAAAUCUGUGAUUCGUCGAAAGGCAUACCCGAGGAGCAAACACUACGCAAACGUGCCUCAUCUAUCACGUCGUCGCUUUCGUCGGCGUCUACGUACAUGACGGCUCGCAGCGGAACGACUGACUGUACCAAUGGCACUGCUGCAGACGACACCAACCAAGUUCUACUCGACGGUAGCACAGCAGCCCUGCUACUGCCACCAAACACCGAUCACCAACAGUACGAUAACAAGAUCGAUUCCGAUCCGUUAAAUAACGAUCCAGGUGAGGAUCGAUGCACUGUUCUUAGAGAGUUCCUAUUGGAAGGUAUAGGAGGACGUAUUCUAAGAGUGCUGGACCAAAUCGGAGCCAAAGACAUUGUCAAUUCACGAGAGUUUACGGAUGUAUUGAUCCAGAUUCUGCCGACUCGAAAAAAGUGGAUUACUCAACAAACCGAGCUAGAGUAUUCAGUUCAGUACAAUUGGCAGCUGUUGAAGGUGCUCAAAAUGCGCACCGGAAACAGCGAUUGGAGAAAUGGUGUAAAACGUAACUCUAUGAACUUGAGCUCGUCGCAGAUCAUCGAAUGCACCAGUCCAGUACAAGUUUCGUCUCCUCCAGCAAUCUGUAGAAUGCUGUCUUGUCCACCGGUGGCACAGGAACACAAAGUUGCUCAAACGCAUCCUGAUCCUCCACAGCCUACGAACCUGGCCGACUAUCACACAGAGGCUUUCAAGGCCCACAUUCAUAAUCCGUUGAGCCAAGAUCGGCUUACCAUGAUCGUACUUAACCUGCUCGAAAGUCUAGUCAUACACGAGAAUAUUUUCAUGAUAGACGAAAAGUCCGUCACCAUCAGUUGUCUCCGAAUGGCGGUCGAACGGCUCCGUCGGCAGGAAGUCUUGGAGGAAAACUCACGAAACAGAUUGAUCCUCAGACACAAACUACUCGGAAUAUUAAUGUUAAGUUUGAACAACUUGUUCUUCCUCGACUCACUGGAGAGUGAUCGCGUUAGCUUGAAGCAGAUCACUUCCGAAGUCAUGGAACUGCUACGAAAAGAACUAGACGUCGGCAGUAUAAACCCAAUUAGCUGUGAUUUUGUGUACAACCUUACCUAUACGAUCGUGUCAACCGUGAAUCAAAGUUUUCUCCAUUAUUGCGAGCAUUUGGUCAGCGAACAUUUUUUCCAAGCGAUCUUCCGUUUACUCGAGAGCAAUCUCGACAUAGUCAAACACGUCUACAGCUUGCUGCAAGAGACAAACGGCAUCAACGGAACUCACCAGUCCGUGAUACACAUUCUGCUCAAAAUGCUUCAGAAUUUUAUCCUCGUUCUCGCUCCCAAUCGAAGUACAGGGAAAAAGCCUCCACGUGCUCGUCACAGAUUACAUCACGCGCGCCAGGAUCCCAAAACUGCUCACAUUUGCGCAUUGGAAAACAUCCUGCUCAAUAUCUUUCCCGUGGUCAAGUAUUCCGAUCAACGAACACUGUUACACUUCUUCGGUGAGAAUCAAAUUUGCUGCUGUAAUGCGACCAUGGAAACGUUGGAAGCCAUUCUGAUAAUUACCAACGAUGACUUAGUUCCGAGGAUCUGCCUGAACUUUGCCAACCGCAGUGUGAUAGGUGCAAUAUUCAGCCGAUCGAGCUGCACGAGGUGCGAAAGCGAAAGGCGUAGCGAUCAUUUCAACGAACGGUUCGAUCGUGUUCAUCGUCGAGUAUUUGAGGCGUUUGCCCGAGCGGAAAAUCGACCUAGGAUGCCGAUUUUGCUUAAAUAUCUACAAGACGUCGUCAAAGUGGUUCCCCCGUCAUUAGGGAAGUCUGUUUUGUUUGAGUUGGUGUUGCCGCAGCUGAUUAAGGAAAGAACAGAGUUUACAACCAACACGCUAGAUGACACGACGAAGGAUCUCGUCAACGGCUGUCUGUCCAUCGUGGCAAGGUGUUUGAAGAAUACCGACCUUUUAGAGAUUUUUUUCACAGACAAAAACAUAGAACUAUUAAGUGAUCUUUCCAAACGCGCUGAGUUCGUCUACCAUGUUGGGGUGAUAUUUAGAAUAGCUUUCGACGCUUCGGAUUUCCAAAAUAUUAUGCACGAUCAACUGGGGAAUAUAAUUAUGAGCAAUCUAAAAGCGUUAUCCGAUUAUUUGGGAUCACUGUUCGCAAUUUUAAAAACUAGUGAUAUUCAUAUCCGAUUAAAAGGUCCGGCGGAGAAAUUCGAGAAUGAUCUCUCUAGCGAACAAUCUACCAACAACGUUCUGCAGGUGUUCGCUGAGCAUUGGAAAAUUGUUCGAUACUUGAUCCAAGUGAAUGAUCAUUUCUACAAUACUUUUUGCAAAACAUUUGGUGAAUGUGAAGAACUUUUAUGUUUGGUGUGCAACAUGUUCAGUGCAGUAAUAUACCAGUAUAAGCCAAAUCAGAGUGAAACUCCGCCAACAAAACUAUCCGCGGAUGAGUUGUCCGAACAGACAAACCUUGAACGCCGCAGCAUACUGAACAUAUUCCAUUUCAACGAUGAACUGAUCGAUCAUCAGCUUCCGAGUGAUGAGUUCUUCUACUACAGCUGCAGCUCGACCGCUUCCGAUGGGAUAGAAGAUGAAGACUAUUCUCUGCUUCGCGAGUUGACCAAUCAGAAGAUGCUACCAUUUCCGUCGGCAUCUCAGGAACAGUUGAACAAUGGCAAGUUGGAGCGAACCUGGUCUCUAUUUGAAAAACUAAACAUACGGCAACUGUUGACCGAACUGGUGGACGAAUAUUUCCCAAGAAAUGCAAAACAGCGGGCGCCGUUUAGUGAUCUUCCCGAGCAAGCCCGACAAUUGCUGUCCACCGGAGGAUUCAUUCGCAAACGGUUGGCCAUGCUGGUGGAGCUGAUUCUCAGUACGUUCCAAUUGCUGGUGGCCAAGGACAACCGGUUGGAGGACGCCAUGCAGUCGGCGCUGAUCGAACUGAAGAAACUUCUGCUCAGCGGAGCGCUCGAGAACUGGGACUCACCGGAGGUCACGAAAAAUGUAAUGAACGCCCUGCAGUCGUUGCUCAAAAUCGCUGAAGUUCGGGGUGAGGUGGCAGGAUUUGAAAUCAUCGAUGGUGCGCAGACGAACGAGUACUACUUUCCGGUGCAAUCGUUCAGCGGGGUCGGCAGAAAGUCAGUCAGUGCAGAGGACGACAUUAGUUCGACGGAUGAAAGCUACACCACCGCUUUUGACGACGGGUACGAUGGAGAUGUGGAGAACGAUCAAUUGCUUACAGUUGCCUCGCGGAGAAACAGUAGUAUGCGAUCGAGGGAGGUUGGGUCCACCAAAAUUAACCAGAAUAUCUGCAACAUAGUGAUCGACAUAUUGGUUGAAUUGUCGAAAAAGUGUGCCACAGAUCCUCAGAGUUGGUGUCCCACGCUAUCGCAAAUGAUUUUGAAGCUCAACGGAAUCAAAGAUCAUCUUGGAGGAUCACUGUACUUGAUCACUGGAUUCGGACCUGUGCUGGAGCGGAGUGAUGUUCGACUGAAGGAGCUGCAGACAUCCAUAUUGGAAUUGAUCACAGAUCUUGACACACCAGAAGUAUUCUCCAAAUUUCUCCAGUUGUUGACUCUUGAUGAUCCGCCAGUUCAGCUAAUCUUAACCAAAUUGAUGAACAUCGUAGACACUACAUUUAAAUUGGAAUGUUACACCGAAAUAAGCUUUCCAGAUAAGGGUGACGACGGUUCUCGGAUAUCCACGUGCGAUGCGCUUUUAUCUAAGAAGAUUAACUAUCUACGGGAGCAUCAUAAGUUUUACAACAUACGGUCGCCGUUCACGUGUUCGGCUAAAAUGAUUCCGCUAAGCUACGUAAACUUUUCACCGUGGAAUACUGAAGGAUUCACCGCUUCGGUUUGGUUUCGUUUAAGCGCGACUCAACAGGAUAGCAACCGUCUCGCUAUCACACAUUUGAUCUCCGUUGGUAGCGAGAAGCAAAUCAUUUCCGUGUUCAUCAAUCGCCAACGGCAGUUUACGGUGCGGUUUAAUAAACCUGAUAGAAUCAUCACAAGUGCAAAUACAAAGCGGUACCUCGCUAGUGCGAUUGAUGUGAGCUGUUGUGAUAACUGUGCCAAAGAGCUAUCCCAUAUGUGGAGUUAUAAAAAUUUUCUGCGAUCGAUAGAACCAUCCGUACAGGCGUUUCGUAUUGACACACCGGGUGCACAAUGUGUUUAUUGCUACAAACAUCUUCCGGCAACGACUAAGAAAGUGGCGACAAGCAGUCUCUCCAAUGAUUAUUUUUACGACCUUCAUUCGGAACAGUACAGUAUCAAAGAAUUGCAACUCGUAGAAGAUCAAUGGACAUCACUGGCCCUAUCCGUGCAGCAAGUGGAUAACUCUAUAUCCAUUGUCCUAACGCUAGAUGGAGUUCAACAACAACAUUUAACCAUAGUAGAACCAUGCCAAAUUCACAUCGACACGGCGCUUCCAGUACUCGCCAUUGGUCAUCGAAUUGGUAUUGAAGAUGAUUGCCCUCUAAGCUACUCACUCUCCAACGUUCAAUUGUUUAGGAAGUGCUUCACAGAUGUGUCCACCCUGGCAAAUCUGUACUCCCUUGGUCCCAAUUGGAUCCAUCUAUCCGGUUUUCUAAAGGGAGAGAUUGUCCCAAACUAUGGCAAUCUCAACCUGUCUAAGUUAUCGCUGGAAGAUCUCCAUCCCCGGAAUCACUUUCAACUGUUGCACCGAUCACACAUCGGUAACUUCGCUGCCCACAAACCGGACGUUUUUGUCACGGGUAAACCUGGGUACGGAAGGGUCGCAUUGGGAAUGCUAAGCUUUUCGCCACGAAUUGCUCCAGUGGAAAACCUCUCCUUGCAACGAUCAAUACAGCUAUCGGGAGGCAUAACAGCUAUGCUUUUCGCUUUUGCACGAAUCGUCGAGCUUUCCGAUUCGGCAAGAAUCCACGCAAAUGCUUUAAACUUGCUGUUGCGAAUAGCUCAUGACAACAACGACUUUUACAACGAGUUUGUCCAACGGGAUCUGCUGGAACUGGUAGGGAUUGUCCUCAAGAAUAAGAAAUGCCACAAAGAAGUCUGCGUCCUUGCGGCCAUAUUGCAAGUAACGUUCGAUCAGCCGGUUUUGGUUUACCGGGGCGACACUUACAGUGUUCUGACUAAUUCGGUAGCCAGGAUUCGCUACCCGGAAAUUAUUGUGUUCUUUUUUGAAAACUUCCAAAUCUGGAUCGAUCAUUCUGAGGAGGUUUUGAAUUUGGUGUUCAAAAUCAUGAUCACGAUCACCCGUGAUAAACACCCUGGUAUGGAGUACAAUUGCAAACGGCUGGCUGAUGCUGGUCUCGUUCCAACGCUGAUCGACUUCUGUCGGAUGAAUUUUGUCAUCCCACCAAAGACCGUCAAAAUAUCCGAGACGGCAGCUGAUUGGUUGGUGACGCUGAUCAAGAACCUCUCCAGCACUCCUCCCAAAGUGAGUUUACUCAAGGAAAUCAUUGAUCUGCUGUUGCUCAUGCACAAACCUACCGACAGUUACGUCACCCACGAUCGGCAAAAGUUUUACUUCAACAUCAAUCCUCAAUUGCCAAUCAGAGCUACCAAGCCUAAUGAGAAUAAGCUGUCCCAACGUCUGAACCUUCGUGAAAGACGUCUCAAGUAUUCUCAGCUGCGAAAGGUCAUUCCUCUGGCCAUCGCCAACACCAACAACGCUUCCUUCGAAUCGACGACCAGCUUCAUCGAAAUGGGCAAACUUGAAAGCAAGAGAGCCGACUCAUUAGAGACUUCACCGCAAGCAACGCCGAAGUCUUCGCAAGGUAGCCCAACUGCCGAGAACUACCAGGCCAACUAUGAAAAGCUGAAUCAUGCUCUUGCUGAUGUCAACAUUCGCCGGAGAAGCUUGAAGAGCGAAAAGCGUAAAGUUCGACGAUUGCAAAGUCCGACCGCCAGAGUUUGCUCGACACCUAAAGAACGGACAUCCCCUUCAAAGGCUGCUGCUAGGAAGGAACUCAAUAUGUCCACGCAAUCGCUACCAACUAAAUUCAAGUUCUUCGAGCAAAACUAUUUCGGAACAGGCAACGACUUCAUCCAGGAGAGUUUUCUGCGCGCGAUGUGCGAUUUACUGCUGAUCUUGCCGGAUCAGGAAGCGCGGCAGUUCUUCUCUGCGGAGAAUAAAAUAAUCGAAACUCUGUUGAUACUGGCGAACAACUCAAACAUUCGAAUUAGGACGAGGAUCAUCAGUCUGAUUGCGGUCAUCAGCGAUCGAGUGCUGUCCAGCUACACCGAGGAGCAAUUCAAGAUCUUUUGGCACCACUUGGGUAACCAGAUAGGAUCGCACAGUGUUAACAUCGAUCUGCUCAAUAGCUGCUUCCGAUGGAUCACAAAAACUGGUUCGGUACUGUCGUUAGAGUCAUUGAUUUUCGAGUACCAUGUGAAUAUCGUUCAAGAGUGCGGAUUGAAUGUAUUGAUGGCCACCCUGCCACAAUCGCAUACCGAUCCAAGGUUGUUCCAACUGAUACUGCAUCUAAUAUUGUACAUCGAACUUAAAAACCAGAAAGCGACACAGUAUAUGGUGGACAACGGACUCGUGGGGACGUUGGUAAAAACGGCGGUCAAAAUGCACGAAAAGGAUGAGGCCGGUGAAGUGAUCUCCAAUCGUGAUUGCUUUCUGAGCUUUAUCACAACCUUUGCACAACGAUCGCUAGCCUCUGUGAACUUUGUUAUUCCUUUUUGGGACUUGAUCAACGGACUUAUCCUGGCAGAGAGGCACAAAAAUCCAAAAGUGACACUAGGAGUUAGGGACAUCCAAGCCCUGUUCUAUCGCAAUCUGUUGCAGCUCUUCAUUUAUAGACCGACAGACUCGAUCAUUGGGCAUAAGAACAAUUCUUUCACUGUGGACCUUCCCGGCUGUACGAUCGCGAAGGCGGAAAUCAAGGCUCGCUACAAUCAGAUCCACGACAAGGCAGUGCAGUUCAUCACGAACUGCGACGCCGAUCAUCAGGUCUCCGAAUCGGAAAUUCUUCUGAUCAAGAGCUUGAUGAAUCGUACCUUGAACGGGAACCCGCGCGGUGGCAACAUCAUCCUUUGGUGUCUUAUGCCGAAACGACCAAUCAGCCUGAAGCUCUACACGAUCCGACAGCUAGGGCAAUAUAUUGACGGUGGGAAUUAUCUCUCGCUGAUCUGCGACGUUCGUAUGUUGAAAGUAUUCAGUCACAGUAUUUUGCUGCUGAACCAAAAGGAUUUGAGCGUUGAAGAUUGGGCGGUUGUGAAUAGCUUCUAUAAGUCAAUCGAAGGCCCAAACAAUAUUACCUGGUCAUUGACGCAAACUCUGGAAGAGUUUGAUUAUCUACGGACGAUUAACAUCAACGAUCAAGAACAGACGAUUCUGAAGUCGAUCAACAAGCAGGAAAAGUUAAUUCACACUUGCACGAUCGCUGCUAUGGAGAUCACGAGAAAUAUCGUAGAGAAGCAAAACAAGUUGCGCAAAGAGCUCAUCAUUCAGCUUAAGAAGGACAACGACUUUAAAUUCUUCAACCAGUGGAGACAAAUCAUCGAGCAGAUGACCCACGAAGAUGCCCCGUGGUAUAAUGAAAAAUUGUACCCUGCUUCAUGGGAGCUAGACGACACGUACGGUCCCAGUCUGACACUGACUCGUAUGAAGCGAUGUCGGCAGACCGUUGCGGAACGGUUUUUGCAGAAGGACUUCAGAACAGCUGAAGAUCAACCCUCGAAGCCGUUAUUAGAAUACCUAAUACCGCAUAACCGGAGUCAGGAGUUUUCGAUGGAGAACCAAGUGCUGUACACAUGGACUGUACGUCAAAUUUCCCCCAAAGACGAACGCGAUAGCGAAUGCAUACUGACGAGUACGGAGCUGGUGUUGAGUCUGAGUACGGGCGACAUCUCGAUCUACGAUCUGUAUGACAUCACAAAAAUAUGGAAAAAGCGCUACCAACAUCAGGAAACGGCUGUGGAGAUUUUCCUCAGGAGUGACAGAUCGCUUUUCCUGGUGUUCGAUAGGUCGCUGGAACGGGAACAAUUUGUAGGAUUCUUCCAUGACCUUGUUCAACGUGAAGGUCGACAAGAGCUGGACGCCCAUACGCAAGCUUGGAGGGAAGGUUCCCUGAGCAAUUGGGAAUAUUUGAUGCAUUUGAAUCAAAUAUCGGGCAGAAGCUAUCAUGACUUGAUGCAGUAUCCGGUACUACCCUGGAUAUUGGCUGACUACGAAAGUCAAACUCUUGAUCUUCAGUUAGAGAAAGUAUUCCGAAACUUGGAGAAACCGAUCGCCGUGCAGUAUAAGGACUUGGAGAAGCAUUACAUCAACAACUACAAUUAUUUGAAGCAAUCCGAAAACGACUCUCUCAGUAGACAGCGGAUCCAACCUUACCACUACAGCUCCCAUUACUCCAACUCUGGAACGGUGCUGCAUUUCUUGGUUCGAAUGCUCCCGUUCACGUCACUGUUUCUGCAAUACCAAGACAACAGCUUUGACAUCCCGGAUCGAACGUUCCACUCACUGGCCACCACCUGGAAGCUGGCGAGUAGAGACUCUCCCACCGACGUGAAAGAACUGAUACCGGAGUUCUAUUGCUGUCCGGAGUUCAUGGAAAACUGCGAAGGCUUCGACUUUGGGCUUCGCCAAUCCGGAGAACCAGUCAAUCAUGUGGAACUACCGCCUUGGUGUCACCAAUCGACACGUCUUUUCAUUCUGAUCCAUCGUCAGGCCCUGGAGAGCGAUCACGUGCGGAAGCGGAUUUCCAGCUGGAUUGAUCUGAUAUUCGGCUACAAGCAAACCGGUUCCGCUGCCGUUGAAGCAAUCAACGUGUUCCAUCCAGCGACUUAUGCGAAUUUCAACGCUACGGAUAUCGACGACCCGGUGGAAAAACUCGCAUUGGAAACAAUGGUCAAGACUUACGGUCAAAUGCCACGGCAGCUGUUCGAUAGUCCUCAUCCACAGUCGAAUCACGCUCCCCUGUGGGCUAAUCCUCCCGAGGUAGUUGACACUGUUAGUGGCUUAAAGUGGGGACUGUACUGCGGUUCACCUGUUCUUCCCAGUCCCAAGAUCGUGGACAUCCGAGGAACAGUCAAUAGCCCAAGUUCCUUGACGCAGAUCGAGGGAAACAAGGUGGUUGCGCUACCGUUGCGAAUGAACAUUUUCCGAGGGCAACACACCAAAGCUCAAUAUCUAAUGGAUUGGGGUCACCUGGACGACGUGGUACGCUUCAGGUCGGUGCAGGAUAGCGAUACUCGUUCGAGUGAGCUGGUCUACAAUACCAAUAUGGAUCCCAUAACAGCGUGUGGAAGUGACCCGAAUUGUCCAGACAUCUGGUUUGGACAUCAAUCGGGAAGGAUCGCUGUGUUUCAACAGCGACAGGCCAAGAAAAUGUCUUUCUUCAAUUCCAACAUACAGCCGUCGGUGACGCGAAAACGAUCUAGUUCGUUCCGGAAAUGGAUCGAUCGGAAAAGUGCUACCCUUCGGAGAAGAUUGGAAGGAGAUGACGAUGGAGAGGAGGGCACCGGAAGUGUACCAAUCAAGUGGAAUUUCCCAAUUAUUCUGAUUAAACAUCGAGCGGAGAUUACGGCGAUUUCGAUUAGUAUUGAAUUUAAGAUUGUUGUCAGCGUCAGCAUGGAUGGGACGGCAGCGAUAUGGGACUACAACACGUUGAGCUAUGUUCGAGAAAUUCCGAAACCGGUUAACGGAAUUAAUUCAAAGAUCAGCUUGGUGGCGAUCAGUCCGACCAUGGGAGACAUCGUGACGAUAUACUCGAGCACACGUGCGUCGUCGGUGUCGGGUCGUUCGAACGAUACCUCCACACUGGUGGACGAUGAAAGCUUCGAAGUAACGGAGAACUACAACAUGGACUACGUGAACGUGGCGAUGGCGUCCAGUCGCGAUCAGCUGAGGCUGCACACGAUCAAUGCCAAGUACGUGGAGCAUGUUUUUAUGGAGAGUCCAGUUAUGGCCGUUUGCUACUCUUCGGUGAAGGAGGGUUGCGGGGUUAAUUGUAUAGCCGUCGGUAUGGAAAACGGUGUGAUAAGACUGUAUAGCAGCUGGAAUUUGGCGAUGGUUCGUGAAAUUGCUUCAAAUAUGGGAGACCUUUUUGGAAUCACGAGCCUAAUCUACUCGAAAAACCAGCACCUGAUCGUUCUACUAUCAAGCAAUAUGAUUCAAACGUGGAAAUCCGAAGGUCUUCCCGGGAUAUCACCUCAAAUCACGGAAUUACCGAUUCGACGAUCAAUUGGUUAAGAUUCGAGCUGCUAGAAAAAAAAAACAAAUGUACUUCAUAGGAAAGAAACAUAAUCAAGAGCUUUAUCAAAUCUGUUAUCAUAUAUUUGUUAGUUUGAAAGAAAAGAGUGAUAAUAUAUAUUUUGUAUUCUAAGACUAG
Molecule: messenger RNA, 10976 nt
Organism: Armigeres subalbatus
Lineage: Eukaryota; Metazoa; Arthropoda; Insecta; Diptera; Culicidae
Gene: mv
Product: lysosomal-trafficking regulator
Exons: 10
Coding region: 404-10837 (3477 amino acids)
Molecular function (GO): protein binding
Source: RefSeq, a predicted model, not a curated record